Molecule: messenger RNA, 258 nt
Organism: Eimeria mitis
Lineage: Eukaryota; Apicomplexa; Conoidasida; Eucoccidiorida; Eimeriidae
Exons: 1
Coding region: 1-258 (85 amino acids)
Source: RefSeq, a predicted model, not a curated record
AUGUUUCUCUUUCUUUCUUUGUUUUUGUUUUUGUUUUUGUUUGUGUCUCCUCUAUUCUUCCUUUCUGCUGUAUACGUGCUGUGUAUCCAGCAGCAGCAGCAGCAGCAGCAGCAGCAGCAGCAAAUGCAGCAGCAGCAGCAGCAGCAACAAAUGCAGCAGCAGCAGCAGCAGCAACAAAUGCAGCAGCAGCAGCAAGACAGCAGCAGCAAGACAGCAGCAGCAGCAGCAGCAGCAGCAGCAGCAGAAAGGGGUGCGUAG